AAGCCAUAACCCGCUAUGGAGCAUGCGUUUACCCCGCUGGAGCCCCUGCUACCCACGGGAAAUUUGAAAUAUUGCCUCAUGGUUCUUAAUCAGCCUUUGGACACACGCUUUCGUCAUCUUUGGAAAAAAGCUCUUUUCAGAGCCUGUGCGGACGGUGGUGCCAACUGCUUGUAUGACCUCACCGAAGGAGAGAGAGAAAGAUUCUUGCCUGAAUUCAUCAGUGGGGACUUUGAUUCUAUUAGGCCUGAAGUCAGAGAGUACUACACUGAAAAGGGCUGUGAUCUUAUUUCAACUCCUGACCAAGACCACACUGAUUUUACCAAGUGCCUUAAAGUGCUCCAAAGGAAGAUAGAAGAGAAAGAGCUGCAGGUGGACGUGAUUGUGACCCUGGGAGGACUUGGUGGGCGUUUUGACCAGAUCAUGGCAUCGGUGAACACCCUUUUCCAAGCCCCUCACAUCACUCCUGUGCCAAUUAUAAUAAUCCAAGGGGAAUCUCUCAUCUACCUCCUCCAACCGGGAAAGCACAGGCUCCAUGUGGACACUGGAAUGGAAGGCAGCUGGUGUGGUCUUAUCCCUGUUGGACAGCGUUGCAGCCAGGUGACAACAACGGGCCUGAAAUGGAACCUGACAAAUGAUGUGCUUGCCUUUGGAACACUGGUCAGUACUUCUAACACCUACGAUGGGUCUGGGGUGGUGACUGUGGAGACUGACCACCCGCUUCUCUGGACCAUGGCCGUCAAAAGCUAACCUAUGUGGCACCCGUCAUGUUCCUCUGCCUUCCCUCAUCCGCCCAGCAGUUCAUUGUGCACCAGGAGCAAUCACCUCGGUGUGCAGAAAUCUAAACUUCUCCAUAGGAAGCCACGGGGGUCAGGGCACAGCUGAGCAGAGGAGCGCUUGCUGCACAAAUGCAAGGCCUUGGGGUUCCACGCUCAAUACCACAAAAUAGAGAUGCUGGUGUUUAAACAUUCUAGGUCAUGCUGUAAAUGAUAUCUCCCUUUUAUAUUGAGGGAAAAUUAUGUUCUAUCAAAGUAAAUAAGAUUUAUUAUGAUUAUUAUACUCAACUGAAAAAGCCAAUGUAGAUCAUUACAUUAUAUAAUUCAGUUCUGAUCAUUUUAAUUUAAUUAUCAGUCCAUUUACCUUAAAAUUCUUUUUUUUUUUUAAUUUCAAAGCACCAAAAACUUUUGUCAGUGUUGCCUUGGAGUCUAGCACUUCCUUAAAGACCUGACAACAAGGGCUACCUACCUCUGAAUGUCUCCUCUCUAUAAUGUGUAUUAUCUUCCAGAGUGGUGUGAUAGAAUGGCACCCUUUCACUUUGACAUGACAUUUGAAAAGAUAAGAAUCAUUGACUUAGUUGUUACAUUUGCAAGAAAGCUGUUCCUUGGGCUGUGGGCAAAUGAGAAGCCGUAAUUCAUGACUCCCCUAAUCUUUAACCCCUCAAAACUUGAAAGUAAACACUGAGCUUCAGAAAUGCAGAGGCCUUGUGAAAAUCAUGACAAAUCCAAAAGGUUUGUGCAGAGGGGUCUUAACCCUAAAAUUCAGUCACUUUUAACAUACCUCACACUAGAAAAUGAAGUGUUAAUUCGUGGACCAUACAUUUCCUGACAUCUCCAGAAAACGGGUGUGCCUUUGGAGUGAGCACAGCCUACUGAGAAGUCAACACCUGAAGGCCUGUCUCUCCAUCCCAGUCCACCACAUGCCUGGUUCGUGAGCCCCUUCUAGCUGUAGAGUGGAAGGGGUUUUAACCAUUGAGUGUGGGAAAGAACCACAGAUACAAACUGUAAAUGCUACCAUGUUGCAGUUGUAGAGCAGGUAAUACUAGCUUAGUGUAAGCUUGCUGAUGCAUUAAAAUGUAUUCAUGUUUCUUUCAGGAGCUCCCCCACUCACCUUCCUACCCUCUCCUAUCCCAUUUGAUAAACUACAUCUUGCCAAACAACCCAUGGCUUAAGGACAACCUACCCCCCAUGCUGCAUAUAUCCAUGACUACAUCACUGUCUUCUUGGUGCUACAAUAGUAUUUAAGGCUUCAAACAUAAAUAGAGAAAGAAAAGGGAUCAGCUGAACCAACACCAAGUUCUGAACAUAAAUUGUUAGAAUUGUUGUUAUCAUUUAUGCAAAUAUAUGAUACUGAAAUCUGGAUGUCAAAUAAAAACAGUUAUCAGUGUGCA
This is a messenger RNA of Cricetulus griseus (Chinese hamster), 2164 nucleotides long. Lineage: Eukaryota; Metazoa; Chordata; Mammalia; Rodentia; Cricetidae. The record is from RefSeq and is a predicted model, not a curated record.